AUGUACGAAGACCUUCGAGGUAAAGUUGUCCUCCUCACCGGGAUUGGCCAAACGGGGGAUCCGACAAUGUGGGGGAAUGGAGCCGCGACGGCCAAGGUCUUCGCCUGUGAAGCAGGGGCCAAAGUCUUUGGUUGUGACUUGCACAUCACCGCUGCCAACCAUACCAAGAAACGUCUCGAGGACGAGGACGGUGGGGGAACCUGCGACGUGAUGGCGGCAGACGUAACCAACGCGGCCCAGGUGAAGGGCUUUGUGCAGGCUUGCAUGGAAAAACACGAUAUGAGUUCCAAGAGCAGUCCCUUGCAGUCCGAAGAUAUUGCUGACAGCACAUUUUGCCUUUGUUUUCUUCUAGGUCGCAUUGAUAUUCUUGUCAACAACGUCGGUCGAUCCGAACCUGGGGGCCCGGCGGAAAUCGAUGAGCCAACGUGGGACAAACAAACGGAUAUUCAUCUGAAGUCGGUGUACCUGACGUGUCAUGAGGUCCUUCCGAUCAUGGAAAAACAAGCCUCUGGGGUCAUUAUCAACAUCUCUUCCGUGGCAGGACUGCGCUAUAUCGGCAAACCCCAGGUUGCAUAUGCCGCGUCAAAGGCAGCCAUCAACCAAUUCACCAAGACCACUGCAGUUCUGUACGCCAGAAAGGGAGUGCGGUUGAACACAGUGGUGCCGGGCCUGAUGCACACGCCGCUAAUUGGCUAUCUUGCGGGAAAGUAUGCAGGUGGAGACUUGCAGGGGCUUAUCGAAAAGAGGAAUCAUCAAGUUCCAAUGGGAAUUAUGGGAGAUGGCUUUGAUGUAGCGAACACUGUAGCCUUCCUAGCGUCAGAGAAGGCCAGAUAUAUUGUCGGACAAAAGAUCGUAGUGGAUGGAGGUAUUACCUCGACCACGCCUUGA
This is a messenger RNA of Aspergillus puulaauensis, 888 nucleotides long. RefSeq names its product SDR family NAD(P)-dependent oxidoreductase. Gene Ontology annotation, molecular function: oxidoreductase activity, acting on the CH-OH group of donors, NAD or NADP as acceptor. The coding region runs from base 1 to 888 and encodes 295 amino acids. The record is from RefSeq and is a predicted model, not a curated record. NCBI's taxonomy places the organism in Eukaryota, Fungi, Ascomycota, Eurotiomycetes, Eurotiales, Aspergillaceae. The transcript is spliced from 2 exons.